UUUUGUGUAGUCAUGUAGUCUAGUUUACAACCAAAUCGAAAUUGACAGAUUGGGUUCUGAACAUGGCCGAACGGGGAGCAUCUGGGUGGGAGAGACCUAAAACUGUUGAAAAUGCAGUGAUAUCGCGAUGGAUUGAGGUCAGGAAUGGCACAAGUUUUAACCAUGUCAUCGUCCAAUUUUUAAAAUGACAUCGACCAAUGCAUAACAGAACAUCGACCGAUGCAUAACAGAUCAGACAAGUGUUGCACAUGGUUGAAAAUGCCCUGCUCCAAUCCAUCCCUCCUGCUUGUCCUGCCGAGGGAGCGCUGCCUCCAUCGUGUCCGCAGGUUGCUAGUAGUAUUUUCCUCCUUGGGCCCUUAUCAACGUGUGCCGUCCGUGUUGAUGUCCUGCUGGUGUUUGCCUAUGACAGUGUGGCUGCGCCGUCUGUUGUGACCAUCAUUGCAGGGUGGACGAGGCAAUUCCGGGCUUCAUCAUUGGCUGGCGCAAGGCCACCGAGGUAGCCAGCACCUAGGGCUGCCUCAGCUGAGAGUGAAAAUGUCCGAGAGGUUGAGGUGCAGUUUCUCCAGGGACGACAAGAAGGCGCCUUUGGCUCUGACUCCGUCUCUGGCUGUCCUCAAGGGCAUGGGGCUCCAGUUGUCGCGGAGGCCAUGUGGCCUGGAGCUGGUGGACGAGCAGAUGGCCACGGAGUGCAUGAAGCUCUGGCUGAGGGCUGAGAACCCGGAGUGGAUCAUAUUGUGUGCGAUGUGCCUCAUCUUCGUUUGCUCCGUACGUCGACCAAACGAUGACCACAAGUCAUCGUCUGCAGAGCUGCUGCGGCUGAGAGCGAAAAUGGCCGAGAGGCUGAGGUGCAUCUUUUCCAAGGACGACAAGAAGGCGCCUUCAGCUCUGUCUCUCUCUCCGGCUGUCCUCAAGGGCAUCGGGCUCCGGCAGUCGUGGAGGCCAUGGGGCCUGGUGCUGGUCGACGACGACGAUGAGCACAUGUCCACGAGUCUCCGGUUGUUGUCGAGGGCUCUGAACCCGGAGUGGAUCCUGUGUUCUGUGGUAGGCCUCAUAUUCAUCCGCCCCCUACGAGAUCGACGUAACGAUGACCACGAGUCCGGCGGCCACACGCGCUGAACACCACCACGGCCUCCUGCUACUGCCUGCCUGAUUCGUGGAAAGCUUCGCAUGAGGUUAUGCAUUACUAGUUUACUACUAAAGAAAAACUAAAGAGGCGGCAGUUAGCAUGUAUCAGUAUUCAGUGCUAAGUUUAAGAUCUGUUAUAUAAAUAAGUUUUCUUGUAAUUGGGUCGAUGAGCUCCCUAGUUUCAUUUUGCAAACUCUCCUAGAUGA
This is a messenger RNA of Lolium rigidum, 1331 nucleotides long. RefSeq lists its product as uncharacterized. The record is from RefSeq and is a predicted model, not a curated record. NCBI's taxonomy places the organism in Eukaryota, Viridiplantae, Streptophyta, Magnoliopsida, Poales, Poaceae. Gene Ontology annotation, cellular component: chloroplast; photosystem II. The transcript has 2 exons. The coding region runs from base 535 to 1116 and encodes 193 amino acids. Gene Ontology annotation, biological process: photosynthesis.